AUGAUGGCUUGCAUUCAGUUUGUGCUUCUCUUCUUGUGUUCUUUUAUCUUCAUUUUUAAGUUUAACCCAUCUUAUGCUCAAAUUUCCAACUUACCAGUUAAGUCUCUAGUUCUUCUCCCUGUAACCAAAGAUCCUGCAACCUUUCAAUACUUGACCACAAUUUAUCAUGGCACUCCACAAGAACCCGUCAAGUUAGUACUUGAUCUAGGCUGUCCAUCCCUCUGGGUUGAUUGUUCCUCAGGACAUGUGUCUUCUUCUAGGCGUCCGAUUCCAAGCUGCUCAAUCCAAUGCUCAACAGCAAACCCGAGCAACAUGAGUUGUGCCUUCUCUGCCGCUAGGCCUACUUGUGAUCUCUCCGCUGAGAACAGCAUCACAGGGUCAGCGACAAGAGGUGAGCUUGUAGAAGACAUCUUGACCAUCCGAUCUGUUGACGGGUCAAAAUCAGGUCCAGCCACUACAGUAGAUCACUUUCUCUUAUCUUGUGCACCUAAAUUUCUUUUAAAUAGGCUAGCAAAGGGUGCCCAAGGAAUGUUAGGCCUGGGCAAGACUCGAAUUGCACUUCCAUCACAACUUGCUUCAAAAUUUGGGUUCCAAAGAAAAUUUGCAACCUGCCUAUCAUCAUCUUCAGAUGGUGUCGUUUUAUUUGGCAAUGAGGCUGGUUACGACUCAAUUUUUGGCACAGAAAUUUCAAGGUCACUAGUGUACACCCCUCUAGUUACUAACCCAGAUGGCAGUGGCAGCUCCCAAGAAUAUUCCAUCAACGUGAAGUCCAUCAAAAUUAACGGCAAGCGAUUGCCUCUAAGCCAAGAGGGUAUUGGUGAAGGGACAAAAAUAAGCACAACUGUGCCCUACACCACUCUGGAGAGCUCAAUAUAUAGCACUUUUAUUAAAGCUUAUACGGAGGCUGCUACCAAUAUGACAAUUGUGGCACCCGUAUCCCCAUUUGGUCUUUGUUUUAGCUCGAAAGAAAAUGGCAGCACCUUAUUGGGGCCAAUGGUUCCUACAGUUGAUCUAGUUUUGCAAAGUGAGAUGGUGAAGUGGAGGGUCCAUGGUAGGAAUGCAAUGGUGCCGGUGAGUGAUGAGGUUAUGUGCUUGGGUUUCUUGGAUGGUGGCGUCAACUCCAAGACCAGUAUUAUAAUAGGAGGGUUUCAAUUAGAGGAUAAUCUUUUAGAGUUUAAUUUAGGUACUUCUAUGUUAGGAUUUAGUUCAUCAUUAUUGAACAGACAAACAUCUUGUUCUAUGAUGUUGCAAUCUAUACUUAAAGACUCCUUGUAA
This is a messenger RNA of Dovyalis caffra, 1275 nucleotides long. Lineage: Eukaryota; Viridiplantae; Streptophyta; Magnoliopsida; Malpighiales; Salicaceae. The record is from the annotation of a GenBank genome assembly.